Corythoichthys intestinalis (scribbled pipefish) is the source of this 2597-nucleotide messenger RNA. RefSeq names its product plastin-3-like. The record is from RefSeq and is a predicted model, not a curated record. Bases 156 to 2015 code for a protein of 619 amino acids. Lineage: Eukaryota; Metazoa; Chordata; Actinopteri; Syngnathiformes; Syngnathidae. Gene Ontology annotation, molecular function: calcium ion binding; actin filament binding. Gene Ontology annotation, biological process: actin filament network formation; actin filament bundle assembly. Gene Ontology annotation, cellular component: actin filament; actin filament bundle; cytoplasm. The transcript has 16 exons.
CAGAAAGGGUGGAGCUUAGGCAUGUUUGGGCGGAGCUAUUCUUCAUGUUGGGCAGUGUCGAGAGAUGAAAACCGGGAGCUUCCCAAAGCACAGACCAGCUUUUUCAUCUCCCAGGGGAUUUUACUGAAGUCACUUGGCCGAGUUCAGGUGUCACAAUGUCACAAGAGAUCAGCACUGAAGAAAUGGAGGAGAUCAGAGAGAGCUUCCAAAAACUAGACAUGGAUGGCAAUGGGUACAUCUGCGCCUCUGAACUUGGUGAUCUCUUCCGUGAUCUCAAUUGUCCCGUACCGGGCUACAGAAUUCGUGAAAUCAUACAGAAACUUGACCGGGACAAAGACAGCAACAUCAGUCUUGAAGAGUUCACCGCUGUUUUUAGGGACUUGAAGGACGACCGCAUCGCUCAAGGAUUCAGAAAAGCCCUCAACAAAAAGGAAGGCAUUGUCGCCAUUGGGGGCACCAGUGAAAUCUCUAGUGAAGGAACUCAACAUUCAAUCUCUGAACAGGAGCGCUAUGCCUUUGCCAACUACAUCAACUCCAUUUUGGAGAAUGAUCCAGACUGCAAACACGUGCUGCCCAUCAACCCAAACACCGGCGCUCUUUUCAGAGCGCUUGCAGACGGCAUUGUACUAUGCAAACUCAUCAAUCAAUCCGUUCCUGAGACUAUUGAUGAGAGAACUAUAAACACAAGAAAACUCACUGCAUUCACUACACAGGAAAAUCUGAAUUUGGCUCUGAACUCAGCUUCAGCUAUUGGUUGCCAAGUUGUCAACAUAGGAGCUCAAGAUCUAAAGGAGGGAAAACCUCAUCUAGUCCUUGGGCUCCUUUGGCAAAUCAUAAAGAUUGGACUUUUUGCAGAUAUCGAGCUGAGCCGUAAUGAAGCGAUUGCUGCGCUUCUGGACGAAGGGGAGGGUCUGGAGGAGUUGAUGAAACUUAGCCCAGAGGAGUUGUUGCUGCGCUGGGCCAAUUUUCACCUGAAGAAAGUUGGCAUAACCUUGACAAACUUUUCAGGGGAUAUUAAGGAUUCCAGGGCUUAUUUCCAUUUACUGGAGCAGAUUGCGCCAGACGGCAGCAAAGAGGGCGUUGAUCGAGUCGAAAUUGAUAUGACUGGACUCUAUGAGAAAGAUCUCACAAAGAGAGCGGAGUAUAUGCUGGAACAAGCUGACCUGCUUGGCGCUCGACAGUUUGUGACAGCUACUGAUGUCGUAUGUGGAAAUGCAAAACUCAACAUGGCCUUUGUGGCUACGCUCUUCAACAAACACCCGGACCUCACUAAACCAGAGAACCAGGACUGGAAUCUUGAGAGUGAGACCAGAGAGGAGAGAACAUUCAGGAAUUGGAUGAACUCUUUAGGAGUCUCUCCACGUGUUAACCACAUCUAUGGCGAUCUGCAAGAUGCCAUGGCUAUCCUCCAACUUUAUGAAAAAAGUAAGGUGCAAGUGGAUUGGGACAGUAAAGUUAACAUGCCUCCGUUCAAGGCAGUAGGAGGAGGCCAUUUGAAAAAGAUAGAAAACUGUAACUAUGCUGUGGAGCUUGGAAAGAAUGCAGCUGGUUUCUCCCUAGUGGGAAUAGCAGGACAGGACCUCUAUGACGGAAAUUCAAAACUCACCCUUGCGUUGGUGUGGCAACUGAUGAGAAGGUACACAUUAAAUCUUCUCGAAGACCUCGGCGAUGGAGAAGUGGCAGGAGAGGAUUUAAUAAUCGCAUGGGUGAACAAAACUUUGUCUGAGGCUGGAAAGACUUCUUCCAUCAAAAGCUUUAAGGACAAAUCACUCAAUACAAGUAUUCCAGUUUUGGACCUAAUCGAUGCUAUCCAACCAGGGAGUGUGAACUUUGAAUUGGUUCAAAAAGAUAAGACUGAUGCCGACAAACUUAAGAAUGCCAAGUAUGCCAUUUCCAUGGCAAGGAAGAUCGGAGCCAAGGUUUAUGCCCUGCCUGAGGACUUAGUCGAGAUCAACCCAAAAAUGGUGAUGACUAUCUUUGCCUGCCUCAUGGGAAGAGGCAUGAAGAAGGUGUGACGGAGGGACUGAUACUUUUCCGGUUGUACUGCUGUGGUCAUUAUGUGGAAGUCAGAUGGGUACAUGGUGUCAAUUUAGCAGCUUUGUUUUUUCAUAUGCAAAUCUUUUUAUUUGGGGGCAACAAAGUGGCUGAGUUGUCAGCGGGGUUAUGACACAACUCGACAUUAUUGUAACCUACAGCUCUGUCCAGUGCAUGCUGGGGAUUGCCCUGACCUGACUGUGUGUAGGCAACACCCUGUUUAGAAAUUGAAAUUAUUUAAAGGCCUUGUUUGUUGUAAUACUUACAACAUAUUGUAAAUGGGAAUCACUGACACUGAUUUUUUUUUUUCUAUUUUAUGGCUAACCAAGAUAGGCUGUGUUUUAAUCAAACAAAACAGAAACAUGAAAGAUUAAUUAUUGCAGAUGGUGUUUAAUGUAAUCCUAACACCAGAUCUGCUUCUAAAUGACUUGGAUAAGUUAUUUGAAUCUUCUUCAUACUUCAGUGGAAACAAUGGAUGUUCAGAUAUUUGUUUUGGAUUGAUUGACUCACCUACUUUAAAGCCCUGCCAAUAAUUUAAAAUCUUGCAAUUAAAAAAAACUGGU